AUCCAUCAUCAUCACCUUUGCACAAGAGAAUGAGAUUUCUCGUAACUCUAUGCACAAUCUGCGUAGUUUUACUAUCAAGAUGUAGAAGUUGUGAAGAUCCAGGCUCCCAGGGUCGAGCGACAGCCACUACUCUUAGUACACCAGGCCCGUCAAACUUGGAUAAAAAUCAGGUAGAAACAUCUACCAAGGAGGACCAACUCACUCCUGUUGUUACGAAUAAGCCUGGCACAGUCCAAGAUGAUUCUACUGAGUCCAAAGGGACCAGUUGUGAACAAAACGGGGAAUGGGACCUUCCCGCACUUCGUGUACCAUCCUAAUGGGUAUAUUACCAAGUAUCCAUUGGUUCAGCUACUAUUUGGAAGGCAGGUAAUACUAGUAGGCUACUACGUGUCCAUGCAUACAAGAAACGGGGCUCUUCCUUCCUCGUUCAUCUCUAUGUUAAACGUGAAAGCAUGGAGGCUCACAGAUACUUUGAAAAAGACAACGAUCAAUGGAAUGAACUGAGAAUAGAUGAUUUUAUACCAAAGUAUGAAGAGUUGGUACUUUCAAGACCAGCUGGAUUGACAGAUCCGAAUAACCUAAGGAAGGAUUCGGGUCACCUUUAUGACCAUCUAAGAGUUUUUGAUGGGAGAUUUAAAUAGCUUGGAAUUUGAGAACAUAGAUUAGAGCUAUAUAGUGAACUCUAAUCAGGUUUAAUUGUCACUAUGUUGCAAAGACCAAGUCUACACACUGAGACGUUUUAAUGCAGUUAUAAUACCGAUUAUUUCGACACAUUGUACUAAUUUGUCAUGUUUCUA
Theileria equi strain WA is the source of this 797-nucleotide messenger RNA. RefSeq lists its product as hypothetical. NCBI's taxonomy places the organism in Eukaryota, Apicomplexa, Aconoidasida, Piroplasmida, Theileriidae. The record is from RefSeq and is a predicted model, not a curated record. The coding region runs from base 238 to 504 and encodes 88 amino acids. The transcript has a single exon.